This is a messenger RNA of Schistosoma bovis, 1388 nucleotides long. The record is from the annotation of a GenBank genome assembly. Lineage: Eukaryota; Metazoa; Platyhelminthes; Trematoda; Strigeidida; Schistosomatidae.
CUAAUCAGCAGUCCACAAGUAUAACAUUAACUGAGGUCAAUUUGUGAUAUAAACUAUAAAAUCUAACAAUCUCUAAAGAUGUUUUACAUUAAUAAUAACAAUAAUUCAGUUACAAUAUACGAACAUCAAUUUAUUUAUUGGUAGAAUGACCGACCAUUCAUUCAAUAAAUAUAUAAACAAAAUUAAGAACCAUUCAUAUUUUAUUUAUAAUAUUCUAUAGAUCAAAUGUAUGAUUUUUAAACUAUACCAUUAUAUUCUGUAGUCAAGGAUGAAUAAUUGUGAAACUAUUUUCAUUAGAUUAAACCAUGUUAAUAAUAUGAAGAAUUGGAUUUAUCAAUGGAUUAUAUAUUUAUUAAUUUACAAUAUUGUCGUUCCAUGUCAAACUAAUGAAAUUUACAAUACGACAUCUAAUCAAGCAUUAACUUGUAAUUCAUUACUUACAAGUAAUGUAUUACAAUAUUAUAUGGAACAAUUAUUAACUCAUUAUGGUAAAGACAGUGCAUACAAAAUUGGUAAUCCAAUCAAAUUUGGUACUGCUGAAUUUUUUGACAUAAGAAUUAGUGGUUUAUCUGCUGUACAAUUCUCAGAACCAGUUGAUAUUAUUGAUCUACCAUCAGGAAACAUACGAAUGAUAUUUCCGUUAUUAUUUGACUAUCUUGUUAUAAAUGGUAAAAUGAAAAUGAUCAUGUUUGCUACUAAACCUCGGUCAGUUGAAAUUAAAAUUAAAUCAAUCAAAAUAUAUUUGGAUUUACUUCUUAUACAACCAAUGGACAAUAAUGUAUUAUUACCAAUUCGUGUGAACAAAGUUACUGUUAUCCAUUGGAAUAAUCUUCGAUUUGAUAGUAAAGGUGUUUUUACAAUCUUUUUUAAAAUGUUCAAUCAAUUUCGUUUAUAUGAUGGUAUCAUUAAACGUUCAAUUGAAAAAGAAAUUUAUCAACAAAUUGAAAGAUCAUUAAAUUCAUUUUUUAAUCAUUAAAAAAAAAGGAAUAGAAGUCAAUUGUUUAUAUUUAUUUCAUUGUAAAAUUGAAUAAUUUUAUUUUGUUUUAUUAAUUAGUAAUUGAAAUCAAUAUUAUAUAGUUGUAAGUUCUAUUCAAGUAAUAGAGUUAGACAAGAUUGCACAAUGUCAACAUUCCACUUGAAUUUUGUUAUUGAUAACGUUCUGGUAACAGUUUUGAUGGAUGUAGAAAAUGGUAGUGUGGAUUUAUUGUUUAGAGGAAGACUUCUUUACUUUAAGUAUGCGGGUGAUACCCAAGUCAUACAAUCCGCACUUAAUCAAUUGGCAAUUAGUGCCUGUAGGUAUGGUAUAUGCUUUGCACAUUCCCAGUGCAAAGUUCGUGUAUAUGUGUAGUUUCAUAAGUACUGGUGGUGGUGUGAGUGAUGAGAUCAAU